AUGGUAGGAAAAAGCUCGCCGUUCAAGAGCUUUACACACCAUCGUGGGAACUCCGCUGACGGGACACAACAUCGCAAGACUCCAUCGAUUGGACAGCAAAAUCCACCUGUUGCGGGCCAUACGAGAAAUGCAUCACGUUCAUCCAAUACGUCUGUGAGCUCCAACUUUUUGGCGGAACAAUACGAGCGUGACAGAAAAGCUAUUUUGAGCAGCUGUUUUACAGAGGACACAACAGCGGGUUCUGGAAACGGCCCAAGGCUUUCCAAGACAUAUGUGACGCAUGUGCGGAUCAUAGAAGACACACGUUACCCCAGCUCUAGACCACCAGCUUCGUCCCCGCUAACCAACAAGAAAAAAAGGGUGCUCAUCGUGAGCGCCUUGACAAAUGGGGCUGGAAUGCAGAUUCAUAAAGCGCGUGAAAAUAGCAAUGGAUCGUUUCAGAUCGGCAGAACGUGGUCCCUGAAGGAGCUGUUGUGUGUUGAGCGUGACUUAGAACAAUCGGAGGGGUUUUUGCUCACCAUGGGUAAGCGAUACUAUUGGGAAACCAAUACUGCCAAAGAGCGCACGGUUUUCAUUAAAACCCUAAUCAAAAUAUAUAUGGAAGACUCUGGUGGACGCGUGCCACAAUUACUUCACUGGGACCUAGCGCUGUUCUAUUUGGACAAAAGCAGCUACCAAAGAGCUUUGAUUUCCUCGGCUCAACGUAAGGACCCGCCGAGCUCGGCCUCCGUUACUUCAAGACCACCGACAGCUGGCUCCGGGCAGUCCUCGAGUGCGAGCGCUCUUGAUGCACCACCCCAUGUCUCUCCUGCCCCGGUAAAGCUUCCAGCACUCGCACAACAACCAAAACAACCGCGGGGUCCGUCAAAUGCAAUGUCCACACCAAUAGCGGCUCCAAAACCUGAGAACCUCCGACAAGAAGUCCCGAAGCCUAGUGCGGCUUCUAAGUCUCAAGUUCGUGGACCUCCUACACAACAAAUUGUCAGUCUUUCUCGUACGCCAUCCUCUCAACUAAACAGGUCGACACCGUCUUUGAAAAGCCAGAACGAGGCUACCAGCAAACAACCAGGCGUCUCAACCAAAGACGAAAAUUCGCAACAGAACCUGAGCUACGUCGAGCCGUUGAAUUUGCCAUCAUCUCAGGCAACACCUACUGCUAAUGAAGAUCUGAACAGCAAAUCCACAGUCUACCAUUAUGCAGAAGUGAGACGUUCUCAGACUCCUGAAUCGAGCAGUUUUUUAUCGGAACUCAACUCUGUUCUCAGAGAGCCGUCUAAUCCGCCUGAUAUCAAACCUCAUGCUUUGAGCGAAAAACAAGACAUCCACUCUACACAUGGGAAACCUGCCAUCGAGAAGAAUGAGAUGAUCGAAUUUGAUGACUCAAAAAGAUAUGCUUCAUCGACCGAAGGACCUUCACUCGAUGUCGACGAGAAUGCUAACGAGCUUUCUUUUGAAAAAGGCGAUGAAGUUCGCUAUAGCCAGAUUUGGACCGAAGAAGAGGAUAACUUUAACACAGAACCAGAUACACAUGAAGUUGGUGACGACAAAAGCGAUGACGAACGUCAUGCAUAUCAUGAAGUUUCCGUGAUUCGGGAAGAGCCUGUUGAAUCCGCGGUCGGCGGCGCAAAAAAAGAAGCUUCAUCUACAGCUCUUAAUGCUCUUGGCGGAAUAGAAAAUGAGUUGUUGAUGGAAACACUUGAAGGUGUCAAUUGGUCUGUCGAAGACGACUCUGCCGAACUUCUCUCUAAACUUGCCAACAAACUUGCGAAUACCGAGUAUCUCCUGAACAAAGAGCUCGUGGCUUUGCCAACCACCAGUUCGGCAUUUCCCACUUUCCGGCAGAAGGUCCUCGCGGAAUGCGAAAAAGUGGAUCCCACCUUGUCAUUUUUUGCAAUGGAGCUAUCAACAGUGUCAAGAGACAUCGAAUACGUGGAGAAUCAAGAAAAUGGACUACAAGUUGAGAGUGCCAAUAAGAAGAUGCUAUGGAAGGAGCUCUCAGACGUCUUGAGCUCAGUCUCUGUGGACGAGGUCACGCUGAACAAUAUUUUAGCGCUUCCUCUAAGUGAAAGAAACUUACAAAUGAUCGAAAACCUGCUGCAGCCACUUUAUACAGCCUUGAAAGCCAUUCGUGGCGAUGCUGAGGAGAGAGAUAGAAACCUGGGCGUUAUGAGAGCUUUGAUCGAGAGGAGACAAGCUUAUGAGAUUGUGACAGAACGCUUCAUCAAGCGCGUAGCCGACGAAAUCCACAAUAAAUUUGUUAAUCUGCAACAUGAAAAGGUUGCAAUCGACCAGCUCUCAAAUGUGCUUUCUAGAUUUUUGAUGUUUUCCUCAGUAAUUCUCUUCACUAAAGACAUUGCGUCUGAGGUUUAUACAAAAAUGAUUGAUGAUGCAGCACACGAAACCCAAAUUCUCCUAGACAAAAAAUCAGCUCCUCUCCUGAAAAGUCUGGGGGCACGCCUAAAAAUGGAAGGCAACAAGGAUGCCGUGUCGAGUCUGUCUGAUCAGAAAGAGCUACUUAACCGGUGGAAAACCGAUCAUGCAAUGAAACAAUUCAGACCAGUGAAGCCAAAAAAUGCGGAAACUUUACAUGAGUUGAUCAGCGCUCUUCAGACAAUGGAAUCGCUAGCGUUCACCUACCAGAAUUUUUUCGGAGCCUUCUUUCAUUUAAAUGAUGGUCUCGUCUUUGAGGAAUACGUGGCUACGUACCCUGAGCUAAGCUCUCGACUUCUACCAAUGGGGGACAUCCAGCCAAUUGAAUCAGACCGUGAAUCUGCACAAUUGAAGACUCAAUUGAUGACAAGAAUUUUUCAGUCCAUUUACAAUGAUUUCUUUGGUGAGAUUCUGAACUUGUUAAAAAAACGAGCCUCAUUAAUUCCGCUUGUUCUGCUUUAUCUCGAAGGCUCUAUCAAACGCUACAGUGAAUCAAAUCAAGAAUUCCUUGUGACCACAUUUCAAAAAUUCUUCACGAGGUUUGCCGUGGAGUGGCAAGGAUAUAUUGAAGAUCAGAGUACGGCAAUUGAAAGGGUUUCCAUCGAUUUUAAUUCCAAAGGCGUAACGCCUUUUGCCGUAGGACUGCCCGCUUUUGUCGCGCAAAUUGAGGACGAAGUAUUUUUCACGAGUGAGGAGUUGCGGAUUAACGACUACGAGUAUCCGAGAUGCCGUGGAAUUCUUGACAAGUCUUUCAACGACUUGGGUCAAGCUUUGCUGACGCUUCUUCAGAAAGGUUCGCACAUUGCCUCAUCAGAUAACAUGAUACCACCUACGACUGCACUGAAUGAAACCUCCAAAACGGUCUGGUUGCUUAGAAACUGCAACUGGAUGAUGGAAGUUUUUCCGAGCUCUGGUAACGAGUCUCUUUUCACUGAUUGUCUACAGGCCACUAGACGCAUUUUCAACGUUGAAAGGGACAGGUACGCAGAAUCCUUGUUACGCAACUCAAUGAACCAUUUAUACAGUUUUGUUGACGGCGCUUACAAUCUGAUGGAGAUGUCGAAAAACCGCGUUGUUACAUCUUCACAAUGGACCGUCUACAGUCAACAGAAUCUGAACAAGAUUCUUGAGAGGUAUUCCUCCGCGGAAAUUACGGCGGUCAUCAGCAGACUUUACGAAACGAUACAGCAAGACAUUCCCAGCAAAGAUCAGAACGAGGUAAAUGCCGUUCUUUUGGAUAGAUUGUGGUCAUGUACCCAAGGCCAGACAGUUUCGCUCUAUUUGAAACUAUACACUCUGAUUGAGAAGCAUUACAAAGGUUGCAGCCCUAAAUUUACAAAGAACGACAUAAUAUCUGCCUUCAACUACCAUAAGAGCGCAGUUUGA
This is a messenger RNA of Lachancea lanzarotensis, 3816 nucleotides long. It is a transcript of the gene SEC3, whose product is annotated as LALA0S01e09318g1_1. The transcript has a single exon. NCBI's taxonomy places the organism in Eukaryota, Fungi, Ascomycota, Saccharomycetes, Saccharomycetales, Saccharomycetaceae. Gene Ontology annotation, molecular function: phosphatidylinositol-4,5-bisphosphate binding. Gene Ontology annotation, biological process: exocytosis; Golgi to plasma membrane transport. Gene Ontology annotation, cellular component: exocyst; plasma membrane. The record is from RefSeq and is a predicted model, not a curated record. Bases 1 to 3816 code for a protein of 1271 amino acids.